Messenger RNA from Cherax quadricarinatus, 10507 nucleotides. RefSeq lists its product as uncharacterized. Lineage: Eukaryota; Metazoa; Arthropoda; Malacostraca; Decapoda; Parastacidae. The record is from RefSeq and is a predicted model, not a curated record.
UUGAGACUCUGACCGCGGGUUCAAACCCCAUCCGUGGUAUGGUUUAGAUAACUUAUUAGUUAUAAAGGUUCCAAGAUUCUUUAACUUGCUCCUUUCAAAGGUAGAAGGAAUUACUACAAGACCAGUGUCCUUACAAAGAAACUUCAAAACUUUCUCCAAACAAUUCUUUAUCAGCCGGCUGUAGUACCUACAUCAAACUGCUUACAGUGAACGCAGACAGCCUGAGUGACCAAACCUUCAAACAAAAGGUCUGGUCUGAGACCGAACAGGCAAGCGAUGAUCCCCGGAACCAUAAGUAAGUUCAGCAAGUUCCCAUUCAUAACAUUGCUAGAGUCGAGGUAGCCGACCCUAGCAAAGUGGCUGAUGGACUGACCCAACACAUCAGUUUUGUCUCUUAGAAACUGCAUUUAUCUCUUGAUGUUUACUGUGAACACUGUAACAAUCCGUUUACGCUCUACAAAGGUUUAUUAUCACUGGCCGAUUCCCACCAAGGCAGGGUGGCCCGAAAAACAAAAACUUUCACCAUCAUUCACUCCAUCACUGUCUUGCCAGAAGGGUGCUUUACACUACAGUUUUUAAACUGCAACAUUAACACCCCUCCUUCAGAGUGCAGGCACUGUAUUUCCCAUCUCCAGGACUCAAGUCCGGUCUGCCGGUUUCCCUGAACCCCUUCAUAAAUGUUACUUUACUCACACUCCAACAGCACGUCAAGUAUUAAAAACCAUUUGUCUCCAUUCACUCCUAUCAUUAACGCUCACGCAUGCCUGCUCGAAGUCCAAGCCCCUCGCACACAAAACCUCCUUUACCCCCUCCCUCCAACCUUUCCUAGGCCGACCCCUACCCCGCCUUCCUUCCACUACAGACUGAUACACUCUUGAAGUCAUUCUGUUUCGCUCCAUUCUCUCUACAUGUCCGAACCACCUCAACAACCCUUCCUCAGCCCUCUGGACAACAGUUUUGGUAAUCCCGCACCUCCUCCUAACUUCCAAACUACGAAUUCUCUGCAUUAUAUUCACACCACACAUUGCCCUCAGACAUGACAUCUCCACUGCCUCCAGCCUUCUUCUCGCUGCAACAUUUAUCACCCAUGCUUCACACCCAUAUAAGAGCGUUGGUAAAACUAUACUCUCAUACAUUCCCCUCUUUGCCUCCAAGGACAAAGUUCUUUGUCUCCACAGACUCCUAAGUGCACCACUCACCCUUUUCCCCUCAUCAAUUCUAUGAUUCACCUCAUCUUUCAUAGACCCAUCCGCUGACACGUCCACGUCCCAAAUAUCUGAAUACAUUCACCUCCUCCAUACUCUCUCCCUCCAAUCUGAUAUCCAAUCUUUCAUCACCUAAUCUCUACAAAGGUAUGUGUGUAUAAACCAUACCACGGGUGGGGUUUGAACCCGCGGUCAGAGAGUCUAAAAACUCCAGAUCGUCGCGUUAGCCACUGGACCAACUAGCCACUGGACCAACUAGCCACAAUAAGAUUCGUCCAACUAGGUAUAUUUCUACACCAUAGGAAGGUUAGCAUAGGCACUACUGUGACCACAAAUGCAAGUUUUUACAGACGAAUCUUCCUCUAGCAUGGCUGUGACGAACUCUAGCUCAAGUCCCCUCAAAGCCUUCAACAUGAGACUCUCUGACCGCGGGUUCAAACCCCACCCGUGGUAUGGUUUAUUUGCAAUCGUGUCAUUAUGAUUGCGUGAGUCGUAUUUGUGUAUUGUUGAGAUAAUAACGGACGUCAGCUGGACCAGUGUUUGCACGCUCCAUUGGUUCAUUGUUGAGGUGUCAACCUACAGCAAAUUAUAAGAGCAUAAGAAAGGGGCACUGCAGCAGGCCUACUGGCCCAUACUAGGCAGGUCCAAAUCACACCUGUCCAAGCUAGUCACGUCCAACUCACACCCACUCAUGUAUCUGUCUAACCUAUUUUUAAAUCAACAAAACGUUUUAGCUUCAAUGACGUUAUUCGGGAAUUUGUUCCACUCAUUCACAACUCUAUUACUACACAACCGCUUCUCAAUAGCCUCUCUAAAUCUAUUUUUUUCCAACUUAAUCCAUUGCUAAUGUGAGCAUUUGCAAUACGUUGUUUGCACCUUUAUUUAUUUCACCUUCCCCUGGCCUGGCAUUGUCUUCUCCAUCAGUGGAAUAAUAAGAACUAACAGACAUACACUUAUUCGCCUUCCCUUGGCCUUGAUUGUAUCUAUGGGGGAUCAGCUGCGUUCCUAUACUUCCCUCUCUAGCCUGGAUACCGUCCAACAUCAUAAUAUACGUUUGUGCCUAGAAGUCCUCUGGUUAUGCCGUCACCAGACUUCAUAGUAAAUCCGACUUGUACCAUUUGCAGGUGAAAUUCCUCAACAUUAAGAGAUCACUGCGACACUUAUUGUCUUUGAAUGUUUAUUUGCGUCCACGGUCUUCACGAUCACUUGGUCUACACACUCUUCACAGAUAUUAGCAAAUAAAAUUGUUUCCGUCAUCGUUCCUCUUUAUUAUUCAUUUAUAUUUCCUACCUAUUUUCUCCCUCAGUCUCUGUAAAGCCUAUCCCUGCUUCCUUUUCCAUUGGCUUCCUUUUCCAUUGGCUUCCUUUUCCAUUGGCUUCCUUUUCCAGUGGCUUCCUUUUCAAUUUUGAGCACAAGACUUGGUCCAUUCCAUUAAAAUCGCUCUUUAAUGGUCUUGAUUUGAAGAUGAAAAGCCGAAAGUCUGUUGCCAGCGUGUGUAUGCUGCUGCUAACUCUCCCAGUCGCAUUUUUAAAGAUUGAUUGCCCCAGUGUGUCAGUAUUUUUGCCGAGAUUAAUGCGUUUCUCGUUGCCGUUAUCAAUAUUGCCGUUAGCUUCCCAUUUUUUUCUGCCUUUGUGUGUCUCAAAAUAUUGAAAUCAAUUAAAUUAUCUUUUUCCAUUCGUCCCGUCCCUCUAUGCUUUGCAUUUAGCACUGACUACAUCGCAUCUUUAGUAGACACGAAACGAUUUACUCUUUCUGCAAUAAUUAAUCAUUCCACAGUGCUGAACUAUGAACACGUCAUGCCCACUACGUGUGCAGUUACCCUUUUCGACUAUUUACCAAUCAUAAACCAACUUCGGCAAGAUUGUUGGGAACAUCAUAGGUCGUGUUGACGACGAUGAAGCUGGUGGCUUUCAGGGGAGACUUCUUAAGCAGAAGAAAAAAACAAAGUAAGAAGAGUGAUAAUGAAAUUGUACCACAAAAGUACUUGGUGGACACCAUAAAGGCACUAAGAAGGUACUACAAGGAUACUAGAAGUGUACUACAUGGGCACUACAAGGGUACUACAAGGACACUACAAAGGUACUACAAGGACACCACAAAAGUAUAACAAAGACACUACAAGGACACUACAAAAGUACUAAAGGGCACUUCAUUGGUACCACAAGGACACUACAAAAGUGCCACAAGGACCCUACAUAGGUACUACAAGGACACUGCAAGGGUACUACAAGGGUACUACAAGGACACUACAAGGAUACUAAAAGGACACUACGUAGGUACUACAAGGACACUACAAGGGUACCAUAAGGAUACUACAAGAUACCAUGAAAAUAUUCCUGGGAUAAUUUUAAGACAGACCUAGGAUAAUUUUUAGACCUAGGGACCAUUAUAAGAUAGAUUUGGGAUAAUUUCAAAUUAAAUCUGGUUCAAAUGAAUGGCGACAUUCCAAAGGAAUGAAUCACAAGAUAUGUUCAGGUAUACACACCAGAGAUCUAUCAGCCUAAGUGGACAGCAUAUAAGAAAACAGAGGGGAAAACAUAUUAACAUUUCUCGUAUACAACAUAAUGGAUUACGUAUUUUCGAAUUAUGACAGCAGGAUAUACAACAUAGUUUAAAAUGAUGACAGUGGGUUAUUUAUAGCUAAUUUUUAAAUGAUUGGUGCAGUGAGUGUUGUUGUUGACCAGCCAAUCAGUCAGGCGCGCACACACACACAUAGAUACACACAGACAUACACAUACUGAACGAAAGGUAAUAACCAGUCAUUGCUUAUGCUUUUGUGAUGAUGGUUGUACUAGUAGUUGUGGUAGAGGUGGGGGUGGUGAUUCGGUGGUGAUGUUAGUGGUAGAUAUCAUGGUAGUAAUUAUGCUAGCCAAUUUAUUUGUUGUUGUUGUGGUGGUAGGAGUAGUUGGUAUAGUGGGGAUAUUGUGAUGAUAGUAAAAAUUAUUAUUUUAGGUAGUGGUGGUGGGGUAGGUGUGAAAGUAGUGGUGGUAGUGUUGCGCGAGGGGUGGUAAUGACAGCAGGUUGGUGUGAUCGGUUGGUUAAUUGGGAUUAAAAUCUAUCGAUUAGAUGAGUCAUUAAGGCUGCACCUAACCUGUUCACCACCAAUCAAGAACACUUCAACCCAUGAAACAGGUACUAGACUUUGUACAUGCCCUGAGAGGCAUACACCUUACGGUGUAUAUACCCUGCGUUGUGGUGGCUGUGGUACAGGUGGCAGUGAUAGCAGCGCCAAUGCAGAGGUUGGUGGCGAUGCGUGGAGGUGCGCUAGUUAGUGUGUAGUGAGCGCUGGUGGGGGAGGGAGAUGUGUUCGUGUUCUCUCUCAGUCUGCUCUCAGCCACCCAGCUGAGAACAACUUCACCCACUACCUCCAGUGGACACUAUUCCUUCUGCUGCUCCAAUGCACUAUUCAUCAUUACAACACAUGCUAAGACUCCACUGAUCCUGCGAGUGUAGUCCACCCCAGCACCCACCACCAUGGGCGUGGCUCACCCUCGCCCACAAGGGCUUAUGGAAGCGGAUGACUUGCAGGGCAGGGGAGUAGUUUAAAAGGGGUGUAAAGCGAGAGGCGGUGAGAUACGAGCAACAACAGGCGAGGAUAACAGAAGCGAGAAACAGAUGAGCUAUGGGACGCAACGCAUCCAUCCAAAUGUUCCUCCUGACCUUGACUGGAUGUUCAUGGAUGCUGCUCUUCCUCUCAGUCACACUGCCUGACUACCAUGUCUUCAGAGUGUACCACGUUGCUCAUGUGGCCGCCGCCCACACCCCAACACCUCGAGAGGCGGACCCCUGUGAGGUGUGCUGGGGUGUGGGCAAGACCUGUCCGCAGGGGCAAGGUGAAGACCAGGAGCACAUUUCCAGCACGACAGGAGACACCAGCUGGGGAGCUCAUCUGGCCUGGGCUCUGGGAGUAGCCACAAGGAACAAGGAUAAAGUUAGCUCAGCAGGAGGAGCAGAGAUGCAGGAGGUGGGCGGUGUUGCUGCCUUCUAUUACUACACACUCCACACCACCUUCACAGCUCUCAGGGUUAAGCUCAAGAAAGCACAAGAGGUUGCCGGGGACGUGCAGGAGGAGGUGGCUACCCUUGGGGAGAGGGUAGCCCACCUCCAACAUACACUGACCACGCACUUCUCACCACGCCUCAACCCCUACCUCCACAAGCCUUCCAUUACACAGCCGCCAGGCAGCAACGUAAACAAGAGAGACCAGAUCACCUCCACUCAGCCACGUAAACAGGAGGAGAUCGAAGACUCCAAGUCGGAAAUCAAAAACGAUGCCAGUGGUUCACACCGACGCAACGAAGAGUCUAUGCUUGAUGCUAGACACGAGAACAUCCGUCGCGUCUAUCCGGUCGAAAUAUCAGAGGAAGCGAGCCAAAGACAACAACUGGUGACGGCGAAUAACAAACACGAGAAAUUAAAAAAUAAUAACGUCGAUUUAUCUAUGUCCCGAUAUGCGCAGACUCUCAGCGCAAACCGAGCUCAGCUGAGCCAGUCUGGCAGCCGUGUUCGUGUUGACGCUAACACCUACACUGAAGAAACUGGACACAUACACACACCCAGAAUAUCACGAACUGGAAACAGGGAAAAGAUACAAACGAUUUUCUCCAGUGGCUUCCGUCAUCAGCUAAGUGUUAAUAAAACGAGUGAUUCGUCAAGACAGAGGACAAAGUUUGAGGAAGGAAGAGAGAUAUGGAGAAAGAUAAUGAAUGAGGGCAAGGGAGGAAGCAGUGGUCCACAGUGGGUAGUAGGAAUGACACAGACGAGUAAUGAAAAGUCUAAAGGAGCAGCUAAAUUAUAUUCAGACUUGGAUAGAGUGGGUGUACGUAGGUUGGUGUCGGUAGUGGUAAUGUGUGAUGAGCGGGAUGAGGUUAUUGCUAGCAUGGGUCGUAGCUACCCUGGGAUGACUGUACAUUUGAUAACCCGCACACCUGCCACCCCUGAGGUACAUCAGCACCUUCAUCUUGUGGUUCACAGUGUAGAGGCCAACACUAGCACCAGUGUGGCUUACAUGGAGGUGCUGAGGCACGUCACUACACCCUACCUGCUGGUGGCCACGGGUGUGUCGUCACUCACACCGCUGGCGCGACUAGAGCGGCUGGUGUGGACAGCAGAGCACCUGGGAGUGUGGGCAGUUGGGGGUGGGCUGGAGACUCCUUCAGGUCACUGGCACACAGGAUGCCUCACCUCUACUUACGCUCACUACCAGGCAGGCUGGGCACGGGGACAAUUGGGUACUGCUGAUCAAUGUUUAAUAUGCCAGGGACUAGAAGGGCCAUUUUUGGCACUUACCGCGGCCUUGCGGCACCUUGGCUGGGACACCAAACUACCCAGGCAAGUCUCUCAGGUGGAUCUGUUCCUGAGAGCAUCACACACUAACCACAUGCUGGCAGCGGCGUGUCCUAAAUCACUCUUUACUCUGAAAGAGGAGCUGGGGCCACCGUCACGAGUGGCCCUGCUGAGCCUGGCCCGCCGACACAGCCUGUACACUGUCGACGCUGCUGGGGCAGUGCGAGCAACCUUCUCCUGCAAGGAGGUGGGUACCAGCUGCGCCGACACCGGCCUGGCACUGCCUCCUUGUUGUCGUCAGGAACUAGCCACCCUCGUCCGCUUCCUGAUGGACACCUGCGAGGCUCACGGACUGCUGUGUGAGCUGCAGGAAGGCACGCUACUAGGAGCCGUCAAGACUAGCGGUGUGAUGCCCUGGGAAAGAGACGCUGAUAUAACCUUUCAUACCAAAAACUUCACUGCCCUGAGUGAGCUGAAGGAUGUGUUUGACCGUGCCGGAUACUCUCUUUAUCUCACAGACAACCGUUGGUGCUGUGUGGACGGGCGGUGGGCAGGAGGACAGGGGUCCCUCUCCAGCGGACAAUGGCGGGCCGAACUUUGGAGCCAGCACGCCAUGGACUCCGAGGAUAACCUCUUGGCAGGGAGACCACGAACCAGGAUAGAGUUUGAUGGGUCGUGGGUACCAGCACCCACCAGUCCUGGGCAGUAUGUGAGGAACCGCUAUGGCGUCGAAGUCUUCCGUCAUGCCCAACACUGGCUGGAUACAGGUCGCAGCUCAGGCUGGGAGGAGUACGAAGCUGGUAAGUUCCUGCCGUGUCCUCGCCCAGCCCACCACGCCUGCCUUGACAAAUACCUGCCUGACGGUAACCUCAAGCUCCACCCACUGUGUGUGACAUAACUCAACGCUGGAGUGACCUGACAAGCUAUUGGUUCCUUAGUGAAUGAGCUGACGGUGCUUGACGUAACUCGUCGCUGAAGUGAGCUGAUGGAUGGUUGGUUCCUCCUUUUUGUGACGUAACUCAUCGCUGUGGUCAGCUGACGAGUGAUUGGCUCUUCCGUGUAUGACGUAACUCACCGAUGGAGUGAGCUGACGGAUGACUGGUUCCUCUGUAUAAGACGGAGGUGCACGAAUGGCAUCGAAUUUCGCAACACACUAAAUCAGUGUGGGUCAUGCAUCAAAAAGGAGUGGUGGAAGCUCACUCCUCCGUCCGUCAGACUGUUGGAUGAUGUGCACCAGAAAUACAUUUAUGGGGAUAUGUGACGUUAUUUGUGUCUUAAAGUGGUUAAAAGUAUUUUACGUGCCAUUAAAGCUCAACCACCCAUGUUUGUAGUGGCAGCAUAACACAGACAUGAUAAUCUCCGCUUCAGCGUGCUGGAUGGCAGGUACUGCUUAAACGUAUGGUAGACACACAUGCAUAGCUUUAUUAGAGACAAUGUCUAGCUCUGGGAAGAGCUUUAUUUAGUCAUGACUUGCUAAAGCUCUCCCCAGAAAGAAGCGGCUCCCUACCAUACGUUUGCGAGUGCUUAAGAAGUCAUUCAGCAGGUGAUAGUGACUUUUACCUGAUAUGACUGACAGUUACAAAAUGAUCAUUACAUGCUUCUACUCUGAUUUUUCUCUCAUAUUUAAGGUAAGUAAACUAGUGUGAGAGUUUGCUUACUAACUCCGCCCUCUAAUCGUUGAGCGCCUAGAAAUCGGUCUAGGUUCGGGGACUUCUAAUUCCGCCCCUCAUUAACCUUAGAUAAUUAGAGUACAAGAAGACUGCUGUUAUAUGCUGGUCAUGUAAGUCCCCUGUAGGGAUAGAAACACAGCUGUAGAGAGUUAAGAGAUUCUUAGAAAUACUUAGAUAUACAACAGCCUACAGCAAACUUAGUUCCUUAAGCUUAUUCUAACAUGCAUUUUCACUACAUUAUGCAUGAUCCAUGCAAUAUACAUUAUCAAUUUAUGAAAAGCAAUAGGGACCAGCAUCGCUCUUUAUACUCCUAAAUAUGUAGGCAAAGGAGUUGCCUUAGCAGAAUCCUUUGUCUCCUAUUACUAGUGGGAGGACUGUAGGAUACCCAUUAGUGGUGGCACUGUAGGAUACACACUAGUGGUGGCACUGUACGAUACCCACUAGUGGUGGCACUGUAGGAUACCCAUUAGUCGUGGGAUGGUAAGAUACCCACCAGGGCUAAGCCUGUAGGAUACCCACCAGGGGUAGGCCUGUAGGAUACCCACCAGGGAUAGACCUGUAGGAUACCCACCAGGGGUAAGCCUGUAGGAUACCCACCAGGGGUAAGCCUGUAGGAUACCCACCAGUGGUAGGCCUGUAGGAUACCUACUAGUGACAGGACUGUAAGGUACCCACUGGUGGUAUUACAAUUGUACCCACUAGUGAGACUAGGACACCUCUGGUAAGACUGUAGGAUACCCACUGGUGGUCAGACUAGGCUACCCCACUAGUGGUAGGACUAUAAGGUAGGAUGCCCACUAGGACUAUAAGAUAGUGGUAGGACUGUAGGAUACCCGCUAGUACAAUAAAAUACCUACUAGUGUAUGGUUGUAGGAAACCCCAUAGUGCUGUAGAAUACUUACUAGAACUGUAGGAUGCCCUCUAGAGCCUUAGAAUACCCACUAGAGAUGUGCAUACCGUCCACAUACCAUUAAACUAGUUCCACCUCCCAUGAUUCUGACAACAAUAAAGGUGCUAGUUAGCUCUGCCUCCCUUGCUGGGGAUGCGAGCAACAAUACGUGCUCUGCUACCAGAAGUUGGUGGCAAAAGGGAGUCGAAUCGUAGUCGAGAUGCUAUCCUAAUCUCCUCAAAAUGUAUGGAGAAAUGUGCCACAGUAGUCCUUGAGAUAAUCUCUCAUUAGUAAUAUUUUGUAGAUAAGAGACGAAUAUUUCCUGUCAAGUGCUCCAUGCAAAGUCCAUCGUUAUGUACUACUUUGUAAUGUUUACGAAGUAUGUUCAUCAUCCUUAUUAGUAUUUCACAAUAACGGAAAAAAAAUAAUGUAAAUUGUGGAAAACCACUAUAAACAAAAGCUAUUCAGUAGUAUCAUUAAGCACCUCAUGUUGUGUCUUCAACCGAAGAGGCAAUGUGAUGUGCGGUUAUUACGCCAGUUCCUGAUAUUUGUUAGUUGUGGCUUUCUAUCAUAAAUUUAGUUUCUUUGCGCGAGAAAGAUAAUGGCAUGUACCAUUAAACACACACAGGAAGCACUGCAAAACUUGGAUCCAAAUGUCGAACUGCAGACAAUAGGGAAGAACAGACAAGCGUUGCAGGACAAGCUUAGAUUGUGUCAACGACUGGCUUAAGCGUGAGCGUGACGAAUUGCUCUGUUCGUGGGAAUGUGACGCCUCGCUCUUUGUUCGUGUGAAUGUGACGCCUCGCUCUCUGUUCGUGUGAAAGCGAAGCCUCGCUUUCUGUUCCUGUGAAUGUGAAGCCUCGCUCUUUGUUCAUGUCAAUGUGAAGCCUUGCUCUCUGUUCAUGUCAAUGUGAAGCCUCGCUCUUUGUUCGUGUGAAUGUCGUCUUCUUACCCGCUCGUCCCUGCACAGCUCUCUGAGAACACCUCCUGAAACGACCUUCCAAGAGUGAGUGACCAAGCCAAUCUAAACACAACUUAGUGACCUGAUAUUCCUACACUGAGCGAAACGUCGUCCCAAUAAAAGUUUGCCCUGCAGCUUGUCUCUUCUUCACAACACCACUUUCCAUAUUUUUAGUUUCUCAGACAAAUACUCACAGCAGACAUAACAUCAUAAAUUUUUCACUAGUGUUUUAAUUGUGAAGGAGGAGAUUCUCCUUAUUAACCUUGAAAAUUGGUUAUAACUAUGACCAUAAUAUUUAAUGGGGUGAGCAUUUAAGCCAGCAGAAGGCCUCGAUCAGAUGACCAAAAGCUCCAACGGCGGGCCAUCAUCUAAGACCCGCUUCAGGAAACACUUGUUCUGUUUUCUGACGAACAUAACCUAACCUUGUUAACCUCCCCCUCCCUUUUAAUCCCCAAAAUUCGUGUACCAUAUAUAUAAAAUUUGGAGACGACAGAAA